CAUAGCAGAUGAGAAUACUGAGGGCUAACUGUGCUGCCAACAAUUUCAGACGAGCACUUGUGUCUUUUCUGAUAUGAGAGAGCAAAUGUUUUCACAAAUAUAUACUUUUCAAUGAAUUCCUACGACUGGUCCCAGCCUAAGCCAGGGAACGAGCAGCCUUCUAGCUCUCCACCACCUCAAAUAUGCCAGAAUAAUGGACCUGCCAUGACCGAAAAUGACUUCAUGGCACCUCCAUGCCCACUAUCUCCACCUCCUCCCUCACAGGAGUACAGAGCAGAGGUGCCAUCUAACAGCCACAGUUUGGCCCUUCCAAGAUCUGACUCAAUUGAGACCCCAUCUGGUGUUAUCACACCUGAAAAUUUGAUCUGGGAUCCCCCAAAUCUACAGGAGCUUGGUCCACUGAAAUUAUUAGGUGUUUACAACCUUCCACCACCCUUCUGGCCUGCCAGCUUAAAGGAUAAGGUGAAGAAUCUUGGCUUUAAUGAGGAUGAGACAAACAGAGCUGAUGACAGCAGCAACAUGAAGAAUCCAUCCGACUCUGCUCCUCACAAUACGUUUGAAGAGCUUCUUGAGAAUUUGGAUUUCUCAACACCUUCUCCUCAUGCAAAUGAGGAUAUCUUUGAAAUACUAGGCCUCUCUGUUGAUGCAUACAAUGAACAGACUGAGAUUGAUGCCGUCAUAGAGCAAGAAGAGGACAAGGACAAGCUCCCGCUCAGUCCUGUCAUCACUGGCCACAACAUGGAAGCUGCAGCCUUUGAUUCUGAGGAACUUCUGUCUUAUUUUACAUGCUCAAGAAAGAGAAAUAGUGCUAUUUUCUUUGACAAUGACUCCUCUUCUGCUGCUGACGAAAGUUCUGCCAUGUUUAAUGAUUUGGAGCUCUUUGAGCCUCCACAUGCAAAGCCUCAACUGGACUCUAAUGAAUAUGUUGAAGACUUUUUCACUACUUUUUAUAGUGCUAUCUUCUCAGACGAAAGCACUGUUUCUUAUGAUUAA
Messenger RNA from Cyprinus carpio (common carp), 993 nucleotides. RefSeq lists its product as uncharacterized. NCBI's taxonomy places the organism in Eukaryota, Metazoa, Chordata, Actinopteri, Cypriniformes, Cyprinidae. The record is from RefSeq and is a predicted model, not a curated record.